This is a messenger RNA of Haliotis rufescens (red abalone), 5121 nucleotides long. RefSeq names its product RING finger protein 151-like. The record is from RefSeq and is a predicted model, not a curated record. The transcript is spliced from 2 exons. NCBI's taxonomy places the organism in Eukaryota, Metazoa, Mollusca, Gastropoda, Lepetellida, Haliotidae. Bases 251 to 1099 code for a protein of 282 amino acids. Gene Ontology annotation, molecular function: zinc ion binding.
GUGUGUUAGUCAGGCAGCGCUCGCAACGAAGUCAUUUCAACAAUUACCCAUUGAUUUUCCCAUGAGUCACUCGGUUUGGGAGGAGAAGCGUAAAUCCGACAGAACAGUCGUGUUGAGUGUGUGGCAGUGAAAGGGUUGAUGUUGGACUACCUCACAAAAGUCGGAGACAAUAACACAGGCGCUAUGACGGGUAGACAAGACCUCGCAGUAGGAGUCGCCGCCUCAGCCGCGGUGUGUGGAGCUCCGGACAAUGGGCUAUGACGUGGACCGUUUCAUAGGUAAAGUAAACGAAGGCCUGCUUUGCUGUGUGUGUCGCGACGUUCUAGAAGACCCCCAGCAAGCACCGUGUGAGCACGCGUUUUGUCGCAAGUGCAUUCUGGGCUGGCUCGAGAACGAGGCUUCCUGUCCAGAAGACCGUCAUCCAUUACGCCCGCGAAACCUACGGCCAUUGUUCCGGUACAUGAAAAACGAUCUUUUGAGGUUGCGUAUCCGGUGUAAGAAUUUCCGUAAGGGGUGUGAACACAUCAGCAAUCUGGAGACUGUAAGCAAACACGAGGAGGUAUGUCCUCAACAGCCGGUGCCAUGCCCAAACAAGGGGUGCACGUGUACCUUCUCCCCCGCAGAGCUCGAGCAGCACAUGCUGAAGUGCGAGUUCGGCAGCAGAGAGUGCACAAAGGGCUGUGGUCUGACUGUAACGACGUUGGAUGAGCGGGAACACAACUGUAUUGCCGAACUCCGGUCAAAUAUCCAACUGUUGCGGUCUGAGAUGAUUUGUCGGCUUGACGACCAGAAGAAGGAGAUGGAGUUGCGUCUGGACAUGCAGCGAUGUCACAUGGUGGCCAGGGAAGCCGCACUGCAGGCCAACAUAGACGAGCUGAAGGAAGACAUUGGAAAGAUCAACAAGAAGGUCAAGCUUCUCCUGGAGCUGGAGCUGAAGAGAAGACAGGAUCUGGAGAAGAUGCACACGGAGCGCCGUGAGCUUCUUGAGGUGUUGCGGGACAUUCAGGCUCAACAUGAGGAUUCUCAGCAGACGACAACACCGACCACCUGCAGACAUUGCAGUAACGGGAACAAGGGUGGCAAGGUCACGACCUUGUAGUCAUCCAAUAGGGGAGAUAACUCCCGUGACCUGCAGACAUUGCAGUAACGGGACAAGGGUGGCAAGGUCACGACCUUGUAGUCAUGUAACAGGGGAGAUAACUCCGGCGACCAGAGAAGGAAUGGUUAAUCUUGUUGCUUUACAACGGAUGACAGGCACAUGUGCCACUCGGAAGAAAAGGCAACAUGCAUUGAGAGUCCGAUAUAGUGCUUGAACAAAAGAUACCUCAAUGCUAUUUGGACGUGACUGAUUUGAACGAAUGUUAUUGAUACUGACGUGCAUGUUGGCGGCCGCAAUAUUCCAUCGAUAUUUGAAUCUGCACUCGUGAAUUCCGGAAGGAUUGUGUCCACGUGAUCUAAUGGAAUAUAUUUGCCUACUGCGCUUGUGUUUGUUGAAGAUAUCAGCUGUCCCUGUGUGUAACAAGAUUCCAUUCACAGUAUCGAUUAAAGUCUGGGUGCCGUGAACGCCACGACUACUUCAUGAAGUGAUGCAACAGCAUCGACACUGGUGCCUCCAGCGUCUCCAACGUCCCUUUAACGUGAAUGUUUCACAUCGCGUCACGAAACAUGUGACAGUGAUGUCUUAAGUGCUAUGGAUGUACGGCUGAAGUCUGGAUACAGCAUGGUGUCAAACAUCAUGGCAGAGACUCUGGGCCCGGGCGCACAAAGUGAACUCAGCAGUAAUGCCCCAUUAUAACCAGAUGCGUUACUCCGAUUUGAUACACUGUGGAAUGGGAGUAAAAGAUCUGAUUAUCACGAGGUUGCACUAUGCUAACCGUGGUCCUAACACUGUGAUCAUUUGUGCAGACGGGCCAGGGUUAAGAUACUUCACGGUGACAUCGACGACGCCUUUGCGGAAGUUUAAAAAAAGGUUACCAUGGUUACUGAUAUAUCUGAGGUUGCAUUAUGCUAUUGGUGGUCCUAACAUUGUGAUCAUUUGUGCAGAUGGGCCAAGGUUAAGAUACAUCAUGGUGACAUCGAAGACGCCUUUGCAGAAAUUUGAAAAAAGGUUACCAUGGUUACUGUGUCAGGCAUGUGGUGUAUCGUGUGGACAGUAUACAUACAUCGUGUCCGCAGUGUGAUAUGACUCGGUAACAUUCCUCAAACGAUGGCUGCUAUAUACUAUUUGAACAUUGGUGGUGUUUCGUUGAUUCUGGUGGUGUUUAACUCAUUUAGCAGACUGUGUCCUUGGUACACCAUGUGCAUUUAUUGUAGUCUUCCUGGAUACAAGUUCUCGUUUUUUUGUAACAUGGUUUGUUGUUUUCAAUAAUUAUCAAUUAAUGCAACCUUUCAAUUUCCGCCACUUUUACUUGAUUAUCUGAUGAACACAACUACACUACUUCUUGGCCGGUGGGAUAGCUGAGUGGUUCAAGCGUUCGCUCGCCAGGCUGAAGGCCAGGGUUCGAUUCCCAUUUCUGGUGUCCCCCCGCCGUGAUAUUGAUGGAAUAUUGCAAAAAGCGGCGUAAAACCAUACUCACUCUUUCACUCACACUAAUUCGUUGCUACUUUGUCCAUAUAUAUGGCAGCACUGAUAUGAAAUUUCAGAGCUCUAAGCUUUUGGUGCUUAAGAGCUUGCUCAAACAUACAUUAUAUUUGGGUGCUUAAAGACGGGGUUUGAUCAUCUGCCAGAAGCCACUUCCGGAAACAUUAUGUUCUGUUAACCCAACGCAUACGUCGCCGGAAGCCAGUAUAUUGUUACUAUUUUAGAUACACAAUGCAGUAAGAUAAAUAUAAAAGACUUCCAGCUCAAAGUCCUCGGGACCAUCAACAUAAUGUCGAGUUUACCGUUGUUCGAGCCAGCAGUAUCAGUGCCGAGAUUGCUGUCAGAACCAUACAGUGACAUGGGUUACCCCCGUGAAGAUCCUGCUGGUUAGAACUUGUCUUAACAAGCCGUGCUUGUCGUAAGAGGCUACUAACGGGAUCGGGUGAUGCUCCCCGUGAAGAUCCUGCUGGUUAGAACUUGUCUAACAAGCCGUGCUUGUGGUAAGAGACAACUAAAGGGACCGCGUGAUGCAUGCCAUCGUUUCCCAACAGCGUCGAUGCUUAUUAUGUCAAUCACUGGAUUGUCUGGUCCAGAUUCUAUUACUUACAGCUGCUAUAUAGCUGGAAUAUAGCUGAGUGCGGCGUUAAACAACACAUAAAGAAACAAAACAUCUAUAUCGAGUAAUGGACUUAAGUUUAUAUGUUCUAUAGUAUGUGAUGUGUAGUAUGCCUGGCACGAGGACUUGUCUAGUAUUGUUUUUGUUGUAUAUUUAGUAUUGGUCGCUUGUCUUCUGAACCAUGUGUCGAGUUUGGUGCUGUUCAUCGCCAUUGUCAUGCCAUGUGGUCAAAACUGGUCAUCCUAUAAAAACCGCUUGCAUAAUACGUAAGACCCAUACCUCCCUACAUAUUUAUUCUAUCCAAUGAGUUGUUGGCAAAUAGCAUAAUACUAUGGCUGUGAAGGUAUUAUGACAAUCAUGUUGGUAUCUGAUCUUCUCAGACAGCCAGGGGAGAAAACUCCAGGGGAAAGACGUCCCAUAUUCUCGAAGAGACUGAACGUUCGUACAACCGUAUGGUGGAAUCCUGUAUUAAAGAGAGUCCAGUUAAUGAAGGGACCGUUCUCCGAAUUAAAGGGACUCUCCUGGCUGUCUGAACAUCGCAUUUCGUCCUCCCCUGUCCAUGAGUACCUCAGGAAUAUGGCGAAAAUAUAUAUGAAAUAUUAUCCGAAAUAUCUCCCAAAUAAGAUAUUCUUUACAAGAAAUUGCCUUGACUUUUGAUGAGAAUCAUCAUUUCUUUAGGCCGCUAAGAGGUCGUUUCUGUCAGUUGCAUGCUGCCUUCAUUGUGUCCAUUUUCCUGCAGUGAAACCCCUUUAAUCUGGAAUGGUACGGCAUGACUAUAAAUGUACAAAAGGACGUACAACGAUUCAGACAUCCGGACAUUUAUUAUCCCUGGCGAUUUCUGUGGGAGCGGUACCGUCUGGAUUUUCGAGGUUUCACUGCAUAUCUCUAGAACGAUUUGAGGGUCGUCUUCUCGAAGCGACAUCAGUGGUGUCAACUUGAAACGUGGUUGGAAUAAUGUCAUAGCUACAAAGUGAAUCUAGGACGAAACACUGUUUUGGCAUGUUGAUCUGGAACAAAUAUUCAAAUAUACUCACCGCCAAAAGAAACGCGAACCAAAGAAACAUAGAGAAGUAUGUACGUUAAGAAGAGAUGUUUCCAAUGUGUACUACUUAAUGACAAAACUAACAAUCAGUCAAGUGUUACCACAUGGUGUCUUUAUUCUUAUCACGAUGUGCUGCACGUGAUUUCCAAACUUAAUACUGCACGAGAGAAAUGGUGCAUCUCAAGUCAUGGAUCUAUGACGUCACAUUUGAUGGGUUCAUGAGCGUCGGUUCAUACAACAUAACAGUAUGUUCGUUUGUGCAUCGAACCAAUCUAAUAUCUCUUGAAUAUGAUAAAGUCUUCAUAUAUUAACCAACAUGUAUGUUUUUCGGGGUUUUUUUGUGGGUGAGUAUAAUUAUAGUCACUUAAAACCGCUUCGAGAACACGACCCGGAAUGGGACAAAUGAGACGAGCAUCCUCGACAGUCGGGGGUAUUAUUUGGCACAUAAAGCCAGCAUAUAUGUUGGUGGAGACAUUAUAGCCCCGGUUGCCGAGGAUGGUAAGUACUAAUUUCCUGCCUGUAUUAAAUCAUUGGUGACAUAGCUUUACUAAUUAAUUUAACAUUCGAUGUACAUUUUACAGACAUGCAUGCCAUACCAUUGUUUCUGUAUGAAGAUAACGUUGUAUCAUAUCUCUUGGAAUAAUGUGGAACUAUGUUUCGUUAUUCAUUGUCUUGGAAUACAUAACCAAUCACGGGCCUGGGAGGUGGUGCCAUGUGAUGUAUGGAUGUUUUUGACAUGCGGCGAAAUCUAUUUUAGCAGCAGACACCAUCCGAAAGAGUUUAUGCAAGACAGCAGCAUUUUGUAUCAUUCAAUGGAUGCAUUCUGUACAUACGACUGUCUCAUUCUUGGAAAUAUAUUAUUCAAUACAAGAGUUGAUAUAA